Messenger RNA from Melopsittacus undulatus (budgerigar), 2341 nucleotides. Its product is annotated as hydrocephalus-inducing protein-like. Gene Ontology annotation, cellular component: axoneme. NCBI's taxonomy places the organism in Eukaryota, Metazoa, Chordata, Aves, Psittaciformes, Psittaculidae. The record is from RefSeq and is a predicted model, not a curated record. The transcript has 10 exons. The coding region runs from base 15 to 2123 and encodes 702 amino acids. Gene Ontology annotation, biological process: cilium movement; axonemal central apparatus assembly.
GAAGGGGCAUAAAAAUGAAGGUUGACGUUGUGGAUCCACCAGGAAAGGUGGUGAAGCUGGGAAACGUCUGCAUUGGACAGACGGUGAAGAAGAUGGUCACCGUAGCCAACAAGAGUGCAGCCCCUCUCACCUUUAAGCUGAGGGUCACGUCCACUGUGCCAGAGUUGCAGGAAGCUGGGGUUCUGUGCUUGAAGCCCAGCAAGGAUCUAAAGCUGAAGGGCAGAGGAGACACCUGCAAAGUGGAGGUGACCUUCUCCCCGAAGCGCCGCAUGCAGCCGUUCAGCGGGGAAGUGCUGCUGGAGUGCCGCGGGCUGGUGCGCUCCCUCUGUGUGGUGCGGGGCUCCUGCCAGGGCAGCCUCGUGAGCCUGGACCAGGACCAGCUCAGCUUUGGAGCCGUGGUGCAGCAGAGCUACACGUGCCGGCGCGUCGUCAUGCGGAACGCGGGCGACACGAGAGUCAGGUUUAUGUGGGACGUGGAGAGCUUCAAGCCAGACUUUUCCAUCAGCCCCACAAAGGGUUACAUCAGCCCAGGGAUGGAUGUCCCCUUGGUUGUGACCUUCCGCCCCUCGAAGCUGAGCCAGGCUGUCCAGUAUGAGGGGCUGCGGUGCUUCAUCCAGGGCAGUGAGGCGCUGCGGCUUACGCUGGCAGGAUCCUGCGUGGAGGCCCCUGGCCCCAAAGAGACGCUGACUUUCAGCUGCCAUGUGCGUGAGAGGCAGAGCCAGACCAUCCUCCUGUCCAACCCGAGCAGCGAGGCCUGGACCCUGCAGCCCAUCAUUGAGGGGAAAUACUGGAAAGGGCCUGAAUUUAUCCAUCUGGAGGCCAGGCAAAAAGAAAAGGUCUACCAGGUCACCUACAGACCCCUAACCAUGAGCUCUGAGAACAAGAAGCACCAGGGCUCCAUCUUCUUCCCCCUGCCGGACGGGACAGGCUUACGCUACCACCUGGAAGGAACUGCUGAAGCCCCCAGGUGUUCAGGGGCCAUUUCCCGGCAGGUUCCAUGCAGGAAGUGCCACAUGGAGCUCAUCCCUGUGUCCAACUGGCUGCACAGACCACAGAGGUUCCUGGUGGUUAUUGACAUGCUCAAACCAGAGAACCUGGAAAGCAGUUCUGUGCUGCAGGGGUGUUCCUACAUGGACGUGCCAAGCUCUGCGAAGAAGGACUACCAGCUCACCUUCCUCUCCUACAAAGAAGGAGUCUUCAGGGCAAAGGUGACCUUCCUCAAUGAGACAACCGGAGAGUACUUGUUCCACAUGGUGACUUUCAAGGUGGUGGCUUCAGGACCCAUGGGCACUGUUCAAAUGAGCACCGCUGUUCGGCAGAGAGUGUCCUCCAGCGUCAAGGUGGACAACCCUCUGCCUGUCCCGGUGACAUUUGACAUCAACUGCAAAGUGCCCAACGUCAGCGUUCCCCAGCACUUUACUGUCCCUGCACAGUCGAAGGCGGAUCUUGUCUUGGAGUAUCAGCCCCUGCAAACGGGUGAGAGCAGCGGGCAGCUGGUGCUCCAGAGCAGCGACUUGGGCUCUCUGUUUUACACCCUGCAGCUGAAAGCCACCUGGAGCAGGCCAGAGAAGCCCGUGUAUUUCCGCACCAGGCUGGGCUCCCGUCAGACCAUCACCACCAAAAUACGGCAUUUUGCCCAGCAGAAGACCGAGUACCUCGUACAGACCGACUGUGCCGACUUCCAGACGGCAAAAUCCAUCAGUGCGGCACCCGCCAGUGCUGGGGGCUCGGACCUGAGCGUGGAAGUGACCUUUGAGCCCUGCCACCUGGGCGAAGCCAAGGCCACGCUGCAGCUCAGCUCUGCAUUGGGCGGGCAGUACUGCAUCCCACUCAUCGGCCUUGCGCUGCCCCCUGAAGCCCAGGGCCCCUUCCUCAUCCCAGCCGGCGGCACCACCUCCAUCUCCUUCAGGAACGUCUUCCGGAAGGCCACGGCGUUCCAAUACGCAGUGAAGCACCCGGGCUUCACCGUCAGGGCCCCCGAGGUGCUGCGCGCCAAGAGCAGCACCACCAUCACCGUCUCCUUCGCGGGCGGCCCGGCUCCUGUCACCAGCAGGCUGGUGGUCUCCUGCCCUGGGGGCUCCUGGAUCUACCACCUCCGGGGCCUGCCCUCCCCCCGCAAGUGAGCAGCUGCCCCCGGCCCUUCCUGCCACGUUCGUGCUCUCUGGAGCAAAUAAAUGUCAUUUAACAUCCUCCCACACGACGUCCUUGUCUCUAAAUGGGAGAGACGUGAAUUUGCUGGAUGGACACCCGGUGGACAAGGAAUUGGCUGGAUGACUGCACGCAGAGAGCUGCGGUCAGUGGCUCUAUGUCCAACUGGAGACCAGUGAGGAAUGGUGUCUCU